Molecule: messenger RNA, 1386 nt
Organism: Sphaeramia orbicularis (orbiculate cardinalfish)
Lineage: Eukaryota; Metazoa; Chordata; Actinopteri; Kurtiformes; Apogonidae
Product: contactin-3-like
Exons: 10
Coding region: 1-1386 (461 amino acids)
Biological process (GO): brain development; cell-cell adhesion; axon guidance
Cellular component (GO): axon; plasma membrane
Molecular function (GO): cell-cell adhesion mediator activity
Source: RefSeq, a predicted model, not a curated record
AUGGAGGUCAAUGCACUGAGAAUUGGAAUAACAUCGAGUCGUCUUUUUGGUUGUCGUCCCUCAGUGAGCGGCGUCCUGCAGAGUCCUGUCUUCACCAAACAGCCUGGAAGCAUCGUGUAUCCUGUGGAGACGGUGGAGAAGAACAGGGAGGUGGUGUUCAGCUGCGAAGCCCAGGGAAGCCCACCGCCCCUUUACAGGUGGAAACUGAAUGGAACAGAAAUCAGUCCCAAAUCGGGAUCGCACUACAGCCUUUCUGGAGGCAACCUCCGAAUCAGCCAUCUGAACAAAGACCAAGAUGCUGGAACGUAUCAGUGCCUCGCCUCCAACUCCUUCGGGACCAUCGUCAGCCGAGAGGCCAGCCUAACCUUUGCAUACUUGGAGAACUUCAAGACGCAAAGGAGGAGCUCGGUGUCGGUCCGUGAAGGUCAAGGGGUGGUCUUACUGUGUGGCCCUCCGCCGCAUUCUGGAGAUCUGGUAUUUUCUUGGAUUUUUAACGAGUACCCGACGUUUGUGAAGCAGGAUACCCGUCGCUUCAUCUCACAGGAGACGGGGAAUCUGUACAUCGCCAUGGUAGAGCCGUCUGAUGUGGGCAAUUACACCUGUGUGGUGACCAACACCGUCACAAAGACCCGAGUCCAGGGUCCGCCCACUCCUCUGGUCCUACGCAGUGAUGGUGUGAUGGGAGAGUACGAGCCAAAGAUUGAGGUUCAGUUUCCAGAAGUUGUUCACGUUGCCAAAGGAUCCACAGUAAAGCUGGAAUGUUUCGCUCUGGGAAACCCGGUCCCGUCUAUAAACUGGAGGAGAACGGACGGAGUACCGUUCCCCAGAAAAGUGGACAUGAGGAAGGCCAGCGGCAUCUUGGAAAUCCCAUAUUUUCAGCAGGAGGACGCCGGCACGUACGAGUGUGUGGCGGAAAACUCCAGGGGAAUGAACACGGUCAAAGGAAAGCUCUCCUUCUACGCUCCUCCGCAUCUCAUCGAGAAACCCCAAGACGUCCAGAAGCUCAUCGAUGACUCAUUGGUGUGGGAAUGCAAAGCCACGGGGAAGCCGAAGCCGUCGUACAGGUGGAUGAAAAAUGGAGAGAACCUGGAGUCCACGGAGGAGCGUAUACAAGUCGCCAAUGGUGCGUUGUCAAUCAGCCGACUGACCCUGUCCGACACUGGGAUGUACCAGUGUGUCGCCGGGAACAAGCACGGUGAAGUCUACUCCAACGCAGAGCUCAGAGUUAUAGCUGUUGCUCCAGAUUUUUCUCACAACCAACUGAGGAGCCAGACGCUGGUGAAGGUUGGAGGAGAUGCGCUCAUCGAAUGCAAACCCAAGAUGUCGCCUUGGGGUGUGAUCUCCUGGAGGAAGGGCAGCGAACCGCUUCGAGGAAGUAACAGGUGA